AUGGAGGUAACCCCGAGACGACUUCAGGCAAGGCUCCACGUAGACACUGCAACGUCAUCCCAAGGUGCAACAGGCUGUCGUUAUCAUGAUGCUGCUCCUCCGCCUUCCAUCCCCACGAGCUUCGGAAGGCCCCCGCCCGGCAAUCCUGCAGUCCUCCACUACCUGCAUUUCGUGCAGAAAGCCAACAGUUGUCUCGGUUCGGCAGAAACUGACAUCAAUGCCCUACUGCAGCUUCUUAUGGUUCCGGAGCUUGCACAGAAGGUACUCGAGGAGUACUCCAGCUGCCGGGAGCUCGAGCGAUUCGAGCUGAACCAGCUGCGGGGUCUAGGCCGUGGGUACUCCACAGUAACCUUCAAGGUCGCAGGCUUCCCGGCGCAGACGCUGUUCUUCCGCAACUCCUUAGAGGCAUUUGCCGACCUGUUUGGUGAUCCCCGCAAUGCACCGGGGUUCGUUCUGAAGCCGCGGAUGGACUACGACCCUGAAUCCAAGGAGAGGAGGUACACAACAAAGGAGACGGCGACAUGGUGGCAUGAUGCGCAGCUGCCAGGAGAGGGACUGAAGUGGGCGGACAGGGGAAAACGCUGGGCAUCUUCUGGCCAUGUGCUCCUAGGGAAUCUCCCCAUACCACCGGCUGGCAUGAGCUCCGCACAGAGCACGGAUUUAUUUCACAAAGCCGUGGAGCUCAUGCUACAGCCCAUCCUUGAGAGCUUGAAGAUUGGCUUCAUGAUGAAGGAUCCGAACGGCGUCGAGCACCAUGUGGUACCCAUGUUGUAUGCGUGGGUCUGCGAUUUUCCCGAGAGCUGCAAAAUCACUUGCACGCUAUCGGGUGCUACCAAUCGGCCGUGCAGCAUAUGCUAUGCCCACAAGGAUCACUUGUGUGCCGCCCUCACCAUCCUCUCUGCAAUCUCAUGCCCUCAUCAUCCUCUCUGCAAUCUCAUGCCUCAACCAUCCUCUCUGUUAUCUCAUGUGUUCACCUAA
Molecule: messenger RNA, 978 nt
Organism: Closterium sp. Yama58-4
Lineage: Eukaryota; Viridiplantae; Streptophyta; Zygnematophyceae; Desmidiales; Closteriaceae
Source: the annotation of a GenBank genome assembly